UGUUCAACCCCGAGUGGCAGCGACGGCGUUAGUUCAACGGCAGAUACGACCCAGCGUCGACAGUGAACGGAUGUUCUUCGCAUCGGACUUGAUCCCAGAGUGGCUCGAUCGGGAUGAUAGUAGUGCCGACAGUGUGCCAAAGGGUUGCGCAGUGAAUAGUGUAUUCUGGGUCUAGCAGUACACCACCCUCGGACCAACUGCCGCCUUCAGUGACGGACUCGCUUCAUCUUCGUCGUCUUCUUCUUCUUCUUCGGCUUCUGCUAGUGAAAGCAAGGAACCCAUCUGCCUCUUCCACUACCGCAGACGGAAACCGCAGCGGAUCGCACGAUGGCUGACGCAGACGCGGACGAUGCCAUUUUCGAUGGGAUUCUUGAGAAGGUCGGCAACGAUGGCAAGUUCCAGCACCGGUUCAACCUAAUCUUCAACGUGGGAGCCAUCAUGUUUGCGUCGAUGUCCUACAUGAGCAUCAUACUGGCACUGAACAAACCCCCGCACAACUGCCACGUGCCCGGUAUGGAACGGUACAACAUCUCCGAUGGCGAGAUGUGGAAGAAUUUGACGCUGCCGAGGGAAGAGGACAACAAAGGCCUGCUCAGCUACAGCAAAUGUCAGAUGUACAACGUGACCGAGCAACACUUGCGAAUGCACUACAGCGAAUGGAGCUUCCAGGAGUCGGACAUCAUCAAUUGUGCCUAUGGUUACGAAUAUGAUCGGACCUACUACGAUCGCACACCAAUCACCGAGCAUGACUGGAUCUGUGACAAGGGCUUCCGAGAGACGAACAUUUUUGUGUAUAACCGCUUCGGUGAGCUGGUCGGGACGUUCAUCUUUGGCCAACUCGGCGACACUCUCGGGCGCAAACCGGUGUUCUACUUUAGCGUUCUUAUCAUCACCGCUGGUCGGUUAAUCUCCAUGUUCACUGCAUCGAUUUACAUUGUGUUCUGUAUGGCCGCCGUGCUGGGAUCACUGACGGCUAACUCGAUUUUCCAGGCACCUCUGAUUAUUGCCAUGGAAAUGUCCAAAAGUGAACGUCGCGGGUACAUCUCUAUGAUGCAGUGCAUCGGUUGGACGACGGGACUUUGCAUACUACCGAUGGUGUUCUGGGCGACACGUGACUGGUUCUGGGCCCUGAUGAUCACCACUCUUCCCAUAUUUCUGUUCAUCUUCAUUCCACAAUACUUGAUUGAGUCCCCCCGAUGGCUGGCAACCCGAGGCAAGUACGGUCGGUCAAUGGGGGAACUGAGGAAGAUUGCCACCGCCAACGGUAUCCACCGGCUGUCGUUAGACGAGCACACGCUGGAAAAGCUGUUCUCCCAUCGGAAAAUCGAAACCGUCUACGGUAUGGCGUCCCUGUUCAGCGGUUGGCGGAUGGCGAAAAAUACCAUUCUCUGCGUCGUUUGCUGGAUGUUCACCUACGUAACCUACUUCACACUGGUUCUGCUGAGUUCCCGAUUGGAUGGUAAUCCGUUCCUCAACUUUCUGUGGCAGAGUGCAAUCGAACUGCCAGCGUACAAAAUCGCCCAGCUUAUGUCGGACAGUUUAGGGCGUCGGCUGACAAAUUCCCUGGCCUACGUCUGCGCUACCGCCCUGUGCAUUCCGAUCCUGCUAAUCAUCCGAAAUUCGGAAUAUGCAGCCGUCAGUACUGUCCUUACGAUUGCGGUGAAAUUCUGCAGCAGCAUUAACUUCUUUGCCGUGAACCUUCAGUCCAUCGAGAUCUAUCCAACGUGCCUGCGUCAAUCGGGCCUAGCCUUCGCCGUAAUCAUGUCCAACCUGUUUGGCAUCUUAGGCCCGUACGUAGUUCAUCUGGGCAUGGAGUACGACGUCCGGUGGCCAUUCAUACUUAUUGGACUAAUGGCAAUUGGGGGAGCCAUUUGUUCUUCGUUCUUGCCAGAGACGCUGCAUCAAACACUGCCGGAGUCGAUCGAACAGGCUCAGAAGUUUGGCCAGCAUCAAUCCUAUUGGUCACUGCCUAAAAAACCGAAACCGUAUCACGCUGAAGUACUUAAGCUGGAGUUAGAAGAGAGUAGGAAGCUUAACGCAUCCGUGAACAGGGACAGUUGUGAUUAAGACUGGUUGAUUAUCUCAUUGCUUGGUGGAACGUUUACUUAAUUGUAUCUUUGUAUAAAUAUACAUACAUUUUUUUUCUAA
This is a messenger RNA of Topomyia yanbarensis, 2148 nucleotides long. Its product is annotated as carcinine transporter-like. Gene Ontology annotation, biological process: transmembrane transport. NCBI's taxonomy places the organism in Eukaryota, Metazoa, Arthropoda, Insecta, Diptera, Culicidae. The record is from RefSeq and is a predicted model, not a curated record. The coding region runs from base 328 to 2067 and encodes 579 amino acids. Gene Ontology annotation, cellular component: membrane. Gene Ontology annotation, molecular function: transmembrane transporter activity. The transcript has 8 exons.